CGUUGGGGUCCUGCAGCAGCCAACCACCUUCCUGCCCCAAGUAAUCAAGCAAUGCGCCUACAGAUGGAACCAACGCCCCUCAGAUCACCAUGUUCCGUCCCCUCCACUUGACCCCCUACAUCAAAUUCAACCGCCCCUUUCUCACCUCCAAUUACUCUCCCAGCCCGAGGCUCUUUACCCUCUCCGCGCUAUCCCUCGCCAACAAAGCGUUGCCGCCCCGCCUCAAAAUCCAAGAUGCCGACGUGACUAUCUCAUACCUCAAGGGCACCGGCCCGGGAGGGCAGAAGAUUAACAAAACCAACUCGGCCGUUCAGCUCAUACACAAACCCACUGGCGUAGUGGUCAAGUCCCAAGCCACGCGAUCUCGAUCCCAGAAUGAGAAGAUUGCCCGUCAGCUUCUCGCCGAUAAGGUGGAGCAGCUGCUCCAUGGAGACCAAAGCCGCGCUGCUAUCAGGGUUGAUCGUGCAAGGAAGAAGAAGGCUAGUAAGACAAAAAAGAGCCGGCGGAAGUAUCGAGACCUUGAGGACGGCAAGGAGAGUCUGGAAGCAGAAGGGGACGAUGCACAUGAGCAGAGCCCACGUCAACUGCCCGACCGACAAAGCUUACAGCAGGAACAGAAGUAGAUGACAUCUGCUACUUAACGGUUUGUUCAUUGAUACUGGUAACAUCUUACCUAGCACGCGAGGCAUGUAGAAUCGCAAAGCUGCCUACAAGCAAAUUGAGGAAUAUAAAUAUCAUCU
Messenger RNA from Aspergillus sclerotioniger CBS 115572, 740 nucleotides. Its product is annotated as peptide chain release factor family protein. NCBI's taxonomy places the organism in Eukaryota, Fungi, Ascomycota, Eurotiomycetes, Eurotiales, Aspergillaceae. The record is from RefSeq and is a predicted model, not a curated record. The transcript is spliced from 2 exons. Gene Ontology annotation, molecular function: translation release factor activity. Gene Ontology annotation, biological process: translational termination. Gene Ontology annotation, cellular component: mitochondrion. The coding region runs from base 90 to 623 and encodes 177 amino acids.